AUGAAAAGUCAAGUAAUAAGAAGAGCCAACCAACAUUGCAGCCCACCAAAGGAGAGAAAAAAAAUGUCAUCGGAGAAACCAAAAGUGUCGCCGGAAUUUGAAACUUCCGGCAUGAAUUUGCAGGAAACAGAGCUGACUUUAGGCUUACCGGGUGAGUCUAGAACACAAAAGUCCGGGACAAAACGUGGGUUUUCGGAGACGGUUGAUUUGUGUCCAGGCAGCACUAGUGCCGGAAAAGAAGAGCAGUCGGAAAAUGAAAUCUCUGGCACAACAAAACCUCCAACAGCAAAGUAA
Ilex paraguariensis (yerba mate) is the source of this 294-nucleotide messenger RNA. The record is from the annotation of a GenBank genome assembly. Lineage: Eukaryota; Viridiplantae; Streptophyta; Magnoliopsida; Aquifoliales; Aquifoliaceae.